This is a messenger RNA of Debaryomyces fabryi, 1023 nucleotides long. It is a transcript of the gene SPT14, whose product is annotated as phosphatidylinositol N-acetylglucosaminyltransferase. The transcript has a single exon. The record is from RefSeq and is a predicted model, not a curated record. Gene Ontology annotation, cellular component: glycosylphosphatidylinositol-N-acetylglucosaminyltransferase (GPI-GnT) complex. Bases 1 to 1023 code for a protein of 340 amino acids. NCBI's taxonomy places the organism in Eukaryota, Fungi, Ascomycota, Pichiomycetes, Serinales, Debaryomycetaceae. Gene Ontology annotation, molecular function: phosphatidylinositol N-acetylglucosaminyltransferase activity. Gene Ontology annotation, biological process: GPI anchor biosynthetic process.
AUGGGGUUAAGAACCGUGUUUACUGACCAUUCGUUGUACGGAUUUGCAAAUGUUACAUCAAUUGUGGGGAAUAAAUUAUUGAAAUUUUCGUUAAGUGAUAUAGGCCAUGUCAUCUGUGUGUCACAUACAUGUAAAGAAAACACAGUAUUACGAGCAUCCAUAGAUCCAUUAAAUGUUUCAGUAAUACCAAAUGCUGUCAUCGCAAGAGACUUUUCACCCUUAGAGCCAGAAAAGAAAAUAUCAAGAAAGAACAUAACAAUUGUUGUAAUAUCUAGAUUAUUCCCUAAUAAGGGUGCUGAUCUCUUAACUGCAAUCAUUCCAACUAUUUGUGCAAAAAAGCCGGAUGUAAACUUUUUGAUUGCAGGAGACGGUCCAAAAUUCCUUGACUUAGAACAAAUGCGUGAAAAGUAUUACUUACAAGAAAGAGUUACGUUAAUUGGAGCCGUAAAGCAUGAAGAAGUUAGAGAUGUAAUGGUGCAGGGAGAUAUUUAUUUACAUCCUUCUCUUACAGAAGCGUUUGGUACGGUAAUAGUGGAGGCUGCGUCCUGUGGUUUGUUCGUAGUUACUACAAAAGUUGGGGGAAUACCUGAAGUUUUGCCCAGUCAUAUGACAAGUUUUGCUGAUCCUGAGGAAAACUCCUUGGUAGCAGCAACAUUAAAGGCAGUAAACUUGAUAGAAUCUGGAGAUAUUGACACAUCGAAGUUUUUUGAUGAGGUAUCGAGAAUGUAUAGUUGGAAGAACAUUGCAUGUCGUACUGAAAAUGUUUACAAUUCUUUGGAUUUAAAAAAAUUAAAUCAGCCAUUGGUGCAUAGGUUACAGAAAUAUCAUUGUUGUGGUUUGAUUGCUGGUAAGUUAUUUGUCUUGUGUGUUGUCUUGGAUAUUAUAUUUUAUUUAAUAUUAGAGUACUUGUAUCCUGCUGAUCAUAUUGAUAAGGCAACUAAGUGGCCUAAAAAAGGCUUGAGGCAUUCCUCGCACAAUAAAGAACAAACCAAUAUUACCACCACUGUUGAUUCUUGUGAAUAA